AUAUUCAUCCACUGUUCCUUUUCUAUCACUCGCAGACUCUCAUCACCAUCACGUCCGCAACACGCCACAGUUGAACACUCUCUCUCUCUCCAUUCUCCUAAAGCAUCAACAGGCGAACAAGGCAAACAUUGAGACAUAGCAGCGGCACCACAGCAUCAACUUCUCUUACGCCUCUCCACAUCCAAAUUUCAAAAUUUAAAUUUAGGUCCAGUGUCCUCAUCCAUGAUGAGCAUAAGCGGUUUUGCUGAGUAAUCCAGUGAUGAGAAAUGGGGGAAGCUGAUAUCAAUCGUGUGAAGUUGGAAGCAGAAUUUGAUGGAUCUAUAGUUGAAAAUGGAGUUUUGCACUCAUCUUAUCUGCCCCCCCCUGGGUGGGAUGUGCAGCCUAGAGCUCAAGAUUCUGAAGAUGAUAUGAUAUUAAAUGCUUUAAGCGCUGUCCGAAAUAGUACCACUGUAUUAGAAACAGCACAAACGCUAGAGGAAGAUACAGACUUCUCUGCUUCGCCUAUAUGUCCGGCACCACUGUGUCGACAAUUCUGGAAAGCUGGAAACUACGAAGAUGCUCCUGCCGCUAUAUCUCAAGUUCAAAACAGAAAAAAUCACUUGCAUGUUCACCCCAAGUUUCUUCACUCAAAUGCGACCUCUCAUAAGUGGGCUUUUGGAGCUAUCGCUGAACUUCUUGACAAUUCAAUAGAUGAGAUUCAAAAUGGAGCCUCUUUUGUAAUUGUAGAUAAAAUCUCGAAUCCGAGGGAUGGAACUCCAGCCUUGCUGACUCAAGAUGAUGGAGGUGGAAUGGAUCCAGAGGCAAUUCGGCGUUGUAUGAGUUUCGGUUUUUCAGAUAAAAAAUCUAAAUCAGCAAUAGGACGAUAUGGGAAUGGAUUUAAGACCAGCACCAUGAGACUUGGAGCUGACGUUAUAGUCUUCAGUCGGCACGUGAACAAUAGGACACUGACACAAAGCAUUGGUCUCCUGUCGUACACAUAUUUAUCACGAACGGGCCAAGACAGGAUAGUAGUACCUAUGGUUGAUUAUGAGUACGACAUGUCAACUGACACCUUCAAACCUCUGAAUCGCUAUGGAGAAGAGCAUUUUCAGUCAAAUUUAUCCAUCAUUUUGCAGUGGUCACCAUAUCAAACGGAAGCCAAGCUUAUGAAGCAGUUUGAAGACAUUGGAAAUCAUGGAACCAAAGUUAUUGUUUUCAAUUUAUGGUUCACUGAUGACGGGACGUUGGAGUUUGAUCUUGAUAGUGAUCCUGAGGACAUUCGCCUUCGAAAUUCUGAUGAUACUAAGAAAGUUAGAUCACAUAUGUUAAUAAGCGAACAGCACAUUGGCAAUCAAUAUCGUUAUUCCCUUCGUGUAUAUCUGUCCAUCUUAUACUUGCGGAUUCCACAAAAUUUCUGUAUUAUAUUGCGUGGGAAAGUUGUGGAGCAUUGCAGUAUAGCACAUGAUCUCAAAUAUCCAGAGUUCAUUAUAUACAAACCUCAAACUGGGGGAACUAAGGAGGAAAUAUUAACAACAAUAGGCUUUCUGAAGGAAGCUCCUAAUGUCAAUAUCCACGGCUUUAAUGUCUACCAUAAGAACCGUCUUAUAUUGCCAUUUUGGCAAGUUGUCAGCUAUUUAGACAGUAGAGGAAGAGGUGUUGUUGGGGUAUUAGAAGCAAACUUUGUGGAGCCUACUCAUAAUAAACAAGAUUUUGAGAGGACUUCGCUCUUUCAAAAGCUUGAAACUCGGUUGAAAGAAAUGACUUGGGAGUAUUGGGAUUAUCACUGUGGACUUAUUGGGUAUCAGGUUAAAAAGAAGACUCCAUCCUCACUUGACUCACCCUACAUUGCUCCCAAUUAUCCUAAACCUAUUAGCGUGGAUAGAAGUUCAAAAGUGAGGCAAUCAUCAGUUGGUCGAGCUGAUCCUGUGUCUACUUUACCUGCCGGAGAUCUUCUAGCUGCUCGAACCAGCAUCCAGCAGCAGUGUGGUAUAAAGAGAACACAAGAUGAUCUUUUAUCUUCUCUUGGAAGGGGGAGAAGGCAAAGCAGGGUAGAGCCUAACACUCAUGUUGCUGGGCAUUCUGCGGAAAUUCAGCCUAUUACUCUUGUUGCAACUGCGCGGAAUCAACAGGAGGCUAUGGUGUUGAGGCAGGAGCACAAUAAGCUUCGAGAAAAAUGCUUAGAAUAUGAAAAGUCCGAGGAGGAGCUCAAGUAUAAGGUAUCACGGCUUGUAAAGGAACUUGGAGAAGCACGAGAAGAGUAUAAGAGGAUGUUAACUGAGCUUCAGUCGCUUGAGGUUGUCAAGGCUGAAAACAAUGCGCAUGCUUGAUGUAGUCGUGGUUCUUUUUCAUGGCAUGAUGUAGUCUUGUCUGAUGUGAUAUUCGUAUUAUAUGCUUACAAAGUGAUUACAUGGAGAGAUGCGAUCUUCAUACCCAAGCUUCACCACGAAAGCUCACACUUAAAAUGCCAUUCCAAAUGGAGGUAGUUGCUGUAAGAAAUUGAUAUCAUUAUUAAUAACAGCAUGUAUCUGGAAGUAGGGUUAAGAACUUAAGAUCAGCACUAUGAAAUUUUAACCCAUAAGCCAGAAUUCCAAGAUCAGUGUUGCUUGCACAAGUCCAAAGUUAUUUACUAUAUAUCAAAUUAGAUGCCAGUUGAAAGGUAAAAAGUUCUGUAUCUAAAAAUCUGGAUCUUUCUUUGAUCGACUACAGAUAGGUAACUGCAGGAGUAAGAUGUUAUCCUCAUGAGUGCCAAUUUUUUUGUGUUCAGAUUCCAGGUCUUACUUUGUACAAGUGAUUUGUUGACUGAAUUAUCUUCAUGUUGCGUCCAAGAUUGCUAAAUCUUGGCAGAUGCUUCGUAGUUCAUGUCAAUUUACCAUCUUCCUCCAUUGUAUUCUUGCAUGUAGUUCUAAACAGUUUUCAUAUAUGCAACCCUGAGGGCUGAUAUAAGGGUUAAAUUUAAUUCUAGAAUAGUUUAGUUAAGAAAUUUAUGACAAAAUGAGGUGUUAAUCAAUGAUUUAUGUGUUUAGCUCUUUAACAUAUCCACUUUUAGCUUCUUAGGGCUGCAAAGAUCAUUUUCCCCUUUAUUAAAAGUUAAAACCUUUAAAUAUCUUCGGAAUGAUCUAAUGCCCAUAGUAACGGGCCUCUUGGCUGUAA
Molecule: messenger RNA, 3129 nt
Organism: Beta vulgaris subsp. vulgaris (sugar beet)
Lineage: Eukaryota; Viridiplantae; Streptophyta; Magnoliopsida; Caryophyllales; Amaranthaceae
Product: protein MICRORCHIDIA 6
Exons: 21
Coding region: 267-2306 (679 amino acids)
Cellular component (GO): nucleus
Molecular function (GO): ATP hydrolysis activity
Source: RefSeq, a predicted model, not a curated record